Molecule: messenger RNA, 990 nt
Organism: Fraxinus pennsylvanica
Lineage: Eukaryota; Viridiplantae; Streptophyta; Magnoliopsida; Lamiales; Oleaceae
Source: the annotation of a GenBank genome assembly
AUGGCGUCGCCAUUGUUUCUGUUUCUAUGUUUUUAUUCACUGUUUUUCACUACUUCAUAUUCCCAGAGGCAGUCAUUGUUGAGCACAAAUUACUACCAAAAAACUUGCCCAAGAUUUGAGCAAAUAUUGCAAGACACCACCACCAACAAGCAGAUCUCAUCCCCCACCACUGCCGCCGCCACCCUCCGCCUCUUCUUCCAUGACUGCUUUGUCGGCGGCUGCGACGCCUCAGUCCUCAUCUCCUCCACCCCUUUCAACAAGGCUGAGCGAGAUGCUGACAUCAAUCUCUCCCUCCCCGGCGAUGGCUUCGAUGUGGUGGUCCGUGCCAAGACCGCCCUGGAACUAGCCUGCCCCGGCGUCGUCUCUUGCGCCGAUAUCCUCGCCGUGGCGGCCCGAAACCUAGUUUUGAUGAUGGGCGGCCCUUAUUACUCCGUAAAACUAGGCCGGAAGGAUUCUCUAAUCUCAACAGCUUCUUCAAUCGACGGCAAUCUGCCGAAAGCCACAAUGCCGAUGAAUCAAAUCAUUCAAAUAUUCGAAUCCAGGGGGUUUUCCGUUCAAGAAAUGGUGGUACUCUCUGGCGCACACACAAUCGGAUUUUCCCAUUGCAAAGAAUUCAGCUCCAUUUUAUACAACUAUAGCACAACAUCAGAAUCCGCCCCAUCUUACAAUCCCAGAUUUUCCCAAGCACUGAGAGAUGCCUGCGCAAAUUAUCAUCAAAACCCAACAUUAUCUGUGUUCAAUGAUGUAAUGAGUCCAAACAAAUUCGAUAAUAUGUAUUUCCAGAACUUGCCGAAAGGAUUAGGGCUUCUUUCGUCGGAUCAUGCUCUGUAUUUGGAUCCGAGAACGAAGCAAUAUGUGGAUCUUUAUGCGAAAAAUCAAACGGCGUUUUUUGAAGCAUUUGGUGCUGCAAUGGAGAAGUUGAGUGUAUAUGGUGUCAAGAGUGAAGGGAAAGGGGAGAUUAGGCGCAGAUGUGAUGCAUUCAACAACUGA